Messenger RNA from Polyodon spathula (Mississippi paddlefish), 3671 nucleotides. It is a transcript of the gene gtf3c4, whose product is annotated as general transcription factor IIIC, polypeptide 4. Gene Ontology annotation, molecular function: protein binding; histone acetyltransferase activity. Gene Ontology annotation, cellular component: transcription factor TFIIIC complex. NCBI's taxonomy places the organism in Eukaryota, Metazoa, Chordata, Actinopteri, Acipenseriformes, Polyodontidae. The transcript has 5 exons. Gene Ontology annotation, biological process: transcription initiation at RNA polymerase III promoter. Bases 46 to 2427 code for a protein of 793 amino acids. The record is from RefSeq and is a predicted model, not a curated record.
CUCCGUCACUUCCUGGAGACGCGGCUCUGGAUUCUGCUCUGGAAGAUGGCGGCGGCGAGCUCGGAGCGGGCUUCGACCGAAGAGGAACCCGAACUAGAGGCAGCAGCCAAGCCCGAGCCGGACCCGUGGAGGGGGCCGGGGUCUGUAGUCAAACGGGACCCCGAGGUGAAACUGCAGAGCCCCGUGAGCGGCUUGGAACCGCUGUCGUGGUCAGAAGACCACCGGCUCUCGGCCUCCAGCACCAGCAGCAUCUCUCUGUUGGAAAUCGUCUGCGACCUGCACGGCUACGGGCAGGAUCUGGUGAUCCACAGGACAUCCAUCCCGGUCCCGGAGCGCACCUGCGUGCUCAGGGUGGGCCCUGAAAAGAAGGUGGCUGAGAUCAAGGAGAUUUUCGCCAACUCUAAGGACCCGACGGUCAGCCAGCCUUUCAUGCUGGACCGGCUGCUGAACCCCGAGGGAGGAGCGUUGACGCCCCAGCGCGGAUUCAAGUAUACCAGCUGGUCCCCGCUGGGCUGCGACAGCAACGGCCGCUGCCUCCUGGCUUCCUUGACUCUGGACAACCGGCUGACGAUCCAUGGCAACCUGAACCGCCUCCAGUGGACAUCCCUGGUGAACCUGACAGAGGUGUACGGGGAGAUGCUGGAGGAGAAAUCCUACCAGCUGCCGGGGGCCGAGGCUCCCUGCGGGGAGCUGGAGGACCUGCCUGAGUUCCAGCGGCGGCACCGCAUGCAGUGCCCCGUCCGGAUGGAGUGGUCGAGCGUCUGCACCACCCAGCAGGUCCAGACCAACAACGAGUGCAAGGACGUGGGCACAGUGCUGCUGGCCGUGCUGCUGGAGAAUGGGGACGUGGCGGUCUGGCAGUUCCAGCUGCCUUUCCUCGGGAGAGACUCCAUCGUGUCCUGCAACACCAUCCAGUCUGGCGUCUCGGCUCCCAGCGUGCUGGCGUGGUGGGAGUACGAGCACAGCGGGCGCAAGAUGAGCGGGCUCAUCGUGGGCAGCUCGGUGGGGCCUGUCAAGAUCCUGCCAGUCAACCUGAAAGCGGUCAAGGGCUACUUCACCCUGCGACAGCCCGUGGUGCUGUGGCAGGAGACAGACCAGAUCCCUGUGCACAACAUCAAGUGCAUCUCCCUCUACCACCCUUACCAGAAGUGCAGCUGCAGCCUGGUGGUGGCCGCCCGCGGCUCCUACCUCUUCUGGUGCCUCCUCCUCAUCUCCAAAGCCGGCCUGAACGUCCAUAACUCUCACGUCACGGGCCUGCACUCCAUGCCCAUCACCUCAAUGACCGCCAGCCGAUACGGGGGCGCCAUAUACACGUCCUCGGCGGACGGCAGCGUCAAAAAGCUGACGCCGAUCUUCACGGACUUGGCGGUGAUGUUUGAGCAGGAGCUCAUCCGCUUGCCCGACGGUGUGGCCGGUCGGCGGGCGUAUGGCAUCACCACCAGCCCCAACGGGGCGUAUCUGGCCCUGGUGACCACAGAGGGACUGACCAACGGGUUGCAUCCGGUCAGUCGGAGCUACCGGGUCCAGUUCGUCACCCUCAAGACACCCGACGAGGCUGCUGCUGAGUUGCUGGAGUCCAGCAUCCAGAACCUCUUCAAGCAGGCUGACCUGGUGGACCUGGUGCGCUGGAAGGUGCUGAGGGACAAGCGCAUCCCUCCCAUGCUGCAGGAGGAGCUGGACGAGAAGGUGCACACCUCAGGCUCCACCUACCUCUGGAGGUUCAAGCUGUUCCUCUUCAGGGUGCUCUACCAGUCCCUCCAGAAAGCCCCCUCCGAAGCCCGCUGGAAGCCCUCGCACAAAGACUCCAAGGUCUUCAUCAAGGAAGGGGGCUCGGCGAGGUCGACGAGGAGAGGAGGCGAGGAGGAGGGGGGGGAUGAGGAAGAGGAGGGGGAGGAGCCCACAGCCUCCACCUCGGAGGGAAUGGGAGGACAGUGUCAGGAGGACAGCGUGUCGGAGGAGCAGAUGAGCGAGAUCAUUGCCUGGAUCGAGGCCGUGGAGUCCCACCUCACAAGGGAGCACAUGAAGAGGGUCCUGGGGGAGGUCUACCUGCACACCUGGAUCACGGAGAACACCAGCAUCCCCACCAGGGGAGUCUGCGACUUCCUCAUGAGUGACCCCACCUACGAGGACAGGGCCGCCAGGGUGCUGAUUGGUCACAUCUUCAAGAAGAUGAAUAAGCAGACGUUUCCAGAGUACUGCAGCCUCUGUAAGGAGGUCCUGCCUUUCACAGACCGUAGGCAGGCAGUCUGCUCCAAUGGACACAUGUGGCUAAGGUGCGUGCUGUCAUACCAGGCCUGUCAGACGCUAUCUUACAGAAGGUGUUUGUUGCAAGACAGCAUAGCCAGGCAUCCCGUCCCCGACGACCCCGAUUGGAUAAAACGGAUUUUGCAAGGACCUUGUACUUUCUGUGACUCCCCGCUGUUCUAACUAAAGGACUCCUGUGUGGUUUUAGGGACUGCUGUGGGACAGACUCUUCUUUUUGGAAAACAAACCUCCGGUCCAGACAGUUUAGCUGCACAUGACCUUUUAUUUUUAAUAUGUUUGGAAAUAUAUAUAAUGUGUUUGUAUAUUAAAAAUCCCAUCAAUGUAAGUUAUGGGUAAUUCGACUUUGCAGUUCAGAACGCUGGUGCUGAAAGUGUGAUGAACAAGGAUUUAGAGAAAUCUGUACACCCCGCCCUCCCCUCCCCUCCCCUCCCCUCUCCUCUCCUUGUUGGCUCAGACGGAAAGUAGAUUCUGUGUAAUGUUCAUGAAGGCGUGUGUAAGUGUUCUGUAUGUGAUGGAGGCCUCUCAAACAUCUGUGUGCUUUACCCUUUAUCAAUAUAGUGAUUAGACAUGGCAGUGGACCACUUGGUGUUCAACGGGCUUAGCCAGUGCUUCACAUGUAAAAGAUCUGUUCUGAGCUUAGGCUGGGAGCUAGAAGAUCAUAUUGACAGAUAUUACAUUUCACUUGGGCUCCAAAAAAGACUGCACAGUACUGUGAAUGCUGUCCAACACCCUGUCAUUCACCAGCACAGUUUAGCACCUCAGUGAAUAAAACUGCCCUGUAAAAAACAAAAAGGAAUAUUUAAAAGAGAGAGAGAGAGAGAGAGAGAGAGUGUGUAUGUGUAUCUCUCUCAUACAAUGUAAUUGAAGCAAUACUUAAUGAGAGUGCUGGCUAAUUUAUGUGAGCUAGUGAUCGGCUGAGGCUUUGCAUAUAUACAAAACAAAAAAAAACACCAUAGCCCCUCCUGGGAUGGUUAAUGAGAUUCCCCCUAACGAGGGACAGCUCCUACUGGCAGAGUGAGCCUUUCAUUUUUAAUUACAAAAAAAAAACACGGGUCCUGGGAGAGGGUGCCAUGCAGGACAUGAAGUUCAUACUCCCCUAACUGCCUCUUACAACAGAGAGGUUAGCAGCCUUGGCUCCACGACAGCAGUGUACCUUUAGAACUUGAGAGUAAAACCACUCUCACAGCUGUAAAUACGUCAACACAAAUUCAAAGGGUCUUUUAAUAGUGCAACGCACUGGGGACGGUUAUUACAGGCAGCGAAACCCACUUGUUUAUGACCAUUCCCAAGUGAAUGAUCAUAUUCUAUUAUUAUUUGUUUAUUUAGCACAAGCUUUUAUCCAAGAUGUCUUGCAGAGACUGGGGCGUGUGAACUGUGCAUCAGCUGCAGGGGUUAAGUGACUUGCU